Suillus clintonianus is the source of this 1197-nucleotide messenger RNA. RefSeq lists its product as uncharacterized. The coding region runs from base 1 to 1197 and encodes 398 amino acids. The transcript has 4 exons. The record is from RefSeq and is a predicted model, not a curated record. NCBI's taxonomy places the organism in Eukaryota, Fungi, Basidiomycota, Agaricomycetes, Boletales, Suillaceae.
AUGCGAGGCGUCUCGAUGCCCACCCACCAAUACGCACAACUAGCAGAAGCCUAUCUCCAGCCCCGUAUCCUAAACCCAGGGGAAAAGCACCCCCAAGUGAAGGUCCCGGAUAUUCUGUCGCUCGCGAUGACUACGCGCGCUUAUACGCGGGUUGUGAUGCGCUUGAGGGCGCAGGCUGAGAGUGAGGCGAGGGCUGUUGCGAGGUCGCAUGUUAGUCCGGUGCAGUCGAGGCCUGCUACGCGCGAUGGGCAGGCGUCGAGGCCUGCUACGCGCGACGGACAAGCAGUGCGGCGGUCUUCCUCGAGUCGCACACCAUCGCCGACAUCGUUAUAUUCUCACGGCAAGUCUUCGGUGUCUGCGUCAAAUCAGACGUUCCAGUCACCUCUGGUCCGGCUUCACCGUGCGCCGCUCUUGCGGGUGUUUGUUCCUUCUCCUGAAGGGGAGUGGUUAUCUGACUCGAGUGUUGUUGAGUGCGAGGCUGAGCUGAAGCGGGCUGGUGUUUUGAAGCUUUUGAGGGUUGGGGAUGUGGUGUGGGAUGUUGCUGUGGGUGAUGAGGGGAAUUUGGGGAGGAUGGUUUGGGAUGGGAGUUACCUUGUGGACCUUGAUCACAAGUACUCGCGAAUGGGCGAGCUAUCGCCUUAUUUCCACAGUCUAGCGUUCUCUCCAUCAUAUUUCCACCGCGUCAUCCGUACGGGUGUCAGUACUGUCUUGAACCCUGGUGGCAAUCCUAUUGUUUAUAUAGAUGUUAGUCCUUGGGGCCAGGAGCUUGCUGCUAACUUGCAGUUGUUGCAGGAUAGAGCUACGACAGCGACACCUCACGGAGCACUCCACAGCGUCGUCCACUGGCUCCACCGCUCCUCAUUCACGAUCCGACCCCCCGUCUCCCCCCACCACCCACACGCCUACUCGCACUCUCAAAACCUGCGACUCCCAAUCCCCAACGUUGCUGGCUUCUUCAUCGAUCCUGGCUGGUACGGGACUGUGGUAGUCGAAGCCGAAGGCACGAACGAGGGCCUUGCAGAUUUCCAGGCGAGGUGUGGGCCUGGUGCGUUCCCUCCCCGCGCGGAUAAUGUUACGUCGAAGAUGAGGAGUGAGAAGGAGAAGGGGAGUAGGAGGGUUUAUAGGGUUCUUAGGGAGAAGAGUCGCCCUGGUGAGAUUUGGAUUCGUGCCGUUCGUGAAAAAGAACGUGUGAUGUGA